Molecule: messenger RNA, 1557 nt
Organism: Alternaria rosae
Lineage: Eukaryota; Fungi; Ascomycota; Dothideomycetes; Pleosporales; Pleosporaceae
Product: cytochrome P450
Exons: 6
Coding region: 56-1513 (485 amino acids)
Molecular function (GO): oxidoreductase activity, acting on paired donors, with incorporation or reduction of molecular oxygen; iron ion binding; heme binding
Source: RefSeq, a predicted model, not a curated record
CUCCCACUAUGCAGAUCAAGCUCAUGUCGAGGUCGGUCAUCUCGACUGGAUCAAAAUGGACUGGCUUUUGCUCACGUCAAUUGUAGGCAUCAGUCUCUUGACUCUGUUUACAUGGCGUCGGUACUCCUCCGCAAUCAGCGACAUACCGGGACCAUUUGCUGCUUCUUUUACUCGUCUUUGGCAUAUGCAUCGCAUUCUGGAAGGUGAUCAGAACCUCAGACUCGUACACUUGCAUGAAAGGCAUGGUCACUUCGUUCGUAUCUCAUACGACGAAGUCAGCGUUAGCCAUCCAGAUGCCAUUGCGAAGAUCCUCGUAGCUCCUCUACACAAGGCAAACUGGUACAAAAUCCAUGCUUUACCAGACUAUCGCUUCCAAUCACCCAUGAGUACCACAGACCCCAAGAAAAAGAUCGAAAAGUCAAAAUACAUCGCCGCGGCAUACACCGUCUCCAACCUUCUCCGGUCCGAAGAGCACAUCGAUCGCACUUUUGAGACAUUCUUCGGUUGGAUGGACAAGUUUGCUUCCGAUAAGAAACCCAUGGAUCUCAACAUAUACAUCUCCUACUUAACCUUCGACGUAAUCGGCGAAAUCGUCUUCUCCAAACCUUUCGGCUUCCUUGCCCAAGGCAAAGACAUCGGUAACUCGAUCUCAAAUUCCCUCGCGCUGAACGCAUACAUCGCCGUCGCCGGCUACUUCCGCUGGAUCAACAUCGCGCUGUUGGCCAAUCCGGUCAUGACGUGGCUUUCGAUACUACCAGUGGGCCAUCUCUUCGACACUGUUACGUCUGUGUUGGCGGAUCGGGAGAAGAAUGAGAAUGUGAGGUAUGAUGCCGUUCAGUACUGGUUCAAGCAGCAUGAGCGACAUCCGGAUAAGUUUACCAUUCGGGAAAUCAAUACACAGGCGCUUGCAGCUGUGGGUGCGGGGUCGGAUACUGUUGCGGCGGGUAUACAGUCUUUUAUUUAUCAUAUGAUUCGUCAUUCUGAUGCGUGGGAGCGCGCGCAUGAGGAGGUUGUGAAGGCAGUGGAGAAGGGGUUGUGUGGGGGGAGAGUGGUGUCUUAUGCUGAUGCACAGCAGCUUAGCUUCGUGCAAGCCUGUGUGAAAGAAGCGCUUCGCAUCUUCGGUCCAGUGCCCAUGGGCCUUCCACGCAUAGCGCCCAAGGGAGGCUUGACUAUUGGCGAUCGCACUAUACCCGAGCGUACUAUUGUGUCAAUUAACCCAUGGGUGAUGCACUACUCGAAGGAGAUAUGGGGAGCCGAUGCGCACAUUUUCAACCCCGAUCGCUGGUUGAAGGAAGACAGCGCUACGAAGGAGAAGUACUGGAUACCUUUUGGUGCAGGUUAUGGCGGCUGUCCAGGCCAAAACAUCGCUAAGAUCGAACUCGCGAAGAUCGUAGCAACUUUGGUCAGAGACUACAAGAUCAAGCAAGUGGACGCAACGCAAGACUGGCAAUGGAAGGCCUACUUCACAGCUGUCCCGCAUUCAUGGCCAGUCGAUAUCGAGAAAAGGGUAUGAAAUAGAGGGUAUAUAACAUAUGAUGGUAACCAAAGCCACUCGAU